CCCACAAGAGCUGAGCUUCACAGAGAAAAUAUCAUCUGAUUCAGUUCAGACCUUUCUUCUCCUACCUUCUAACUACCAAGAAAAGUUCUCAGAGUUCCAUUUCUUCCACGCUGCCUAUUAAUCUGGACUGGAAUUCGAAUUCCCAAACCCUAAUACCAUUAAUCUGUAAUUCACAACCCACAAAUAAUUAUAAACCAUAUGGAUUCCCUCUCAUCGGUUUCGCCCUCCAUAAUCCUCCCUCCGACCGCCAACCCUCUCCGUCCGCGGCGCCGCCGCAUGAGUAUCUCUCCGGUCAGCCUACGCAACCGCAACCUCUGCCUGUACUCUGUUUUCCGAGUGCCGCGCUCUCCCGAUCUCUCCAGAAGGCGGUUCGGUCUCAGAGAAGCUUCCUGCAGGUCGGCCUGCGGCGGCGGAGGAGCUGGGGCAAAUCAGGAGGAAGAGGAUUCCGACGACGAAAGUGAGCAGGUGGAGAGGGCCCUUCACCUCGACGGCAGUAUUCCUUCUACUUCGGAUGAGUUUGUGAAGCGCGUGUCGUCACGCGCUUACGAUAUGCGGCGGCACCUCCAGCAGACCUUCGAUAGCAGCAGCUAUGAUGUGUUGGAGGCUAAUCCUUGGAGAGAAACUUCCAAGCCUGUAUAUGUAUUAACUCAGAGGGAGAACCAGCUGUGCACAAUGAAAACACGAAGAAAUGUCAGUGAAGUUGAAAGGGAGCUUGGGCAAUUGUUUUCCAAAGGAGGAAAGUGGAACCAAGCUAAACAGCCCAGAAAUGGUAACAAGUUCCAGAUGCUUGUUGAGGAUAUUAGGGAUGGAGUGCUUGUUUUCGAGGAUGCAAAUGAAGCAGUGAAGUACUGUGAUUUGUUGCAAGGAGGCGGCCAAGGUUGUGAAGGUGUUGCAGAAAUAGAGGCCUCAUCAGUAUUUGCUCUGUGCCAGAAAAUGAGAGGUCUAGCGGUUCUGUUUCGUCGCGGAAGAAAGCCUCCGUUGCCUCAGAGCUUGGAGCUCAACCUUAGGGCCAGGAAGCGCUCCCUUGAAGACCAACAAGACUAAAUUAGGCUCACUUCGUAUAUAAACGUACAACUCGCUGCUUCAAACUAGUGCAGGUUUAACACUCCUGCUUCUAUACAACUAUACUAAUACACUUUGCCCUGAAUCUGUAUUAUAUAUUCAUUUGUAAAUUUCGGGCUUCUCCGCUAUUCAUUUCCUCAUCUCACUAUGAUCAAUAUAACCUCAUGUUACCAUAUACGAUCAAUAUAAUCUCUUACUUAUAUUCAGUC
This is a messenger RNA of Rosa chinensis, 1271 nucleotides long. RefSeq lists its product as uncharacterized. Bases 199 to 1044 code for a protein of 281 amino acids. The record is from RefSeq and is a predicted model, not a curated record. NCBI's taxonomy places the organism in Eukaryota, Viridiplantae, Streptophyta, Magnoliopsida, Rosales, Rosaceae. The transcript is spliced from 5 exons.